AUGCUUAUAGUAGGACUAACAGGAGGAAUUGCAUGUGGGAAAUCAACAGUUUCAAAAGAAUUACAAACUAAAUAUAAUUUAAAAAUAAUAGAUGCAGAUUUAAUUGCAAAACAAGUUGUUGAACCAGGUAAACCAGCUUAUAACAAAAUAAUUAAAGAAUUUAAACCAUAUAUACCUAAUUUAAUAAAUGAAGAAGAUCAAACACUUAACAGGGCAAAUUUAGGUCAAUAUGUAUUUGAAAAUAAACAUGAAUUAAAAAAGUUAAAUUCAAUAGUUCAUCCAGCUGUAAAAUAUGAAAUUUUAAAACAAAUUCUUUUGAGCUAUAUAAAAUUAAAUGAUAUGAUAAUAUUAGAUGUUCCAUUAUUAUUUGAAUCAAAAUUAUAUUUAAUUUGUGGAAUUAUUAUUACAGUUUCAAUAUCACCUCAAAUUUUACAAAUUAAAAGAUUAAUUGAAAGAAAUCCUGAAUUAACGGAACUUGAUGCGAAAAAUAGAAUAAAUAAUCAAAUGUCAAUGGAUGAAAGAAAUUAUAAAAGUGAUUAUAUUUUAGAUAAUUCUGGUUCUUUAAAAGAUUUAACAAUUUCAAUUGAAAAAUUAAUUAAAAAAAUAAAACCUAAUAAAAUAUGGACUAUUUUAGAUUUAAUUCCACCUAUUGGUUUAUUAUCUGCAUUAUAUACAUUUGUAACAAGACGAAUAAUUGAAAAAUAUAAAAAUAAAGACCUAAAACAAGAGUAA
This is a messenger RNA of Lodderomyces pseudojiufengensis, 732 nucleotides long. RefSeq names its product putative dephospho-CoA kinase. Gene Ontology annotation, biological process: coenzyme A biosynthetic process. Bases 1 to 732 code for a protein of 243 amino acids. Gene Ontology annotation, molecular function: ATP binding; dephospho-CoA kinase activity. The transcript has a single exon. NCBI's taxonomy places the organism in Eukaryota, Fungi, Ascomycota, Pichiomycetes, Serinales, Debaryomycetaceae. The record is from RefSeq and is a predicted model, not a curated record.